CGGGCGGGAGAAAGCUCGGAUGCUCUGAGAGGCUCUGGGUUUAGGUUUGUUGGUUGUUGUUGUUGUUUGGUUGUUUUUGUUGGUUUUUUUUUUUUUUUUUUCCCCUAGCCUCCGGAACAACCACUAGGGAUGUCCGGGAUUCAACCAGAGGAUGGUUCCCCUCCGUACAGGAAUUGGACGAGUGGGUCGGAACUAAACGAAACGCGGGAGGCUCUUUUAACCCCUUCCUCCGACUACGAUGAUGAGGAGUUCCUGCGAUAUCUCUGGAAGGAGUAUUUGCAUCCCAAGGAAUAUGAAUGGGCGCUGAUCGCCGGCUACAUCGUCGUCUUCAUUGUGGCUCUCAUCGGGAACAUCUUGGUUUGCCUUGCAGUGUGGAAGAAUCAUCACAUGCGGACCGUUACCAACUAUUUCAUAGUGAAUCUUUCUCUGGCUGACAUUCUGGUCACAAUUACUUGUCUUCCAGCAACUUUAGUUGUGGACAUCACAGAAACGUGGUUCUUUGGACAGACCCUCUGUAAAGUGAUUCCCUACUUACAGACAGUUUCAGUCUCUGUGUCUGUCCUAACACUCAGCUGCAUUGCUUUGGAUCGAUGGUAUGCAAUUUGUCACCCUUUGAUGUUUAAAAGCACAGCCAAGAGAGCAAGGAACAGCAUUGUAAUUAUCUGGAUUCUGUCCUGCAUCAUAAUGAUUCCUCAGGCUAUUGUUAUGGAGUGCAGCAGUGUGUUCCCAGGAUUAGCCAAUAAAACCACCUUGUUCACAGUGUGUGAUGAGCACUGGGGAGCUGAGGUUUACCCCAAAAUGUACCACACGUGCUUUUUUCUGGUGACAUACAUGGCACCACUGUGUCUUAUGGUGUUGGCCUAUUUGCAAAUAUUCCGAAAGCUGUGGUGUCGCCAGAUCCCAGGAACUUCUUCAGUUGUUCAGAAGAAAUGGAAGCCUCAGCAGCCCUCAGCACAGCCCCGAGGGCUGGGACAAUCAACAAAGUCAAAGAUUAGUGCUGUGGCAGCUGAAAUAAAACAGAUUCGUGCAAGAAGGAAAACAGCACGUAUGCUAAUGGUUGUCCUUCUUGUUUUUGCACUUUGCUAUCUACCAAUUAGCAUCCUCAAUGUCUUGAAAAGGGUUUUUGGGAUGUUUAAUCAUGCUGAUGACAGAGAAACUGUAUAUGCCUGGUUCACAUUCUCACACUGGCUUGUAUAUGCAAACAGUGCAGCCAAUCCUAUUAUUUAUAACUUCCUCAGUGGGAAAUUUAGAGAAGAAUUUAAAGCAGCAUUUUCCUGUUGCAUCUUUGGCAUUCGCAGCCACCAUGACGAACGGUUCACCAGAGGUCGUGCCAGUACAGAGAGUCGGAAAUCCUUGACCACCCAGAUCAGCAAUUUUGAUAACGUUUCAAAACUUUCAGAACACGUUGUAUUGACCAACAUAAACACAAUUCCAUCAAAUGAUAUCCCAGCUAUGCUCAGCCCAUUGAAGUCAGCAGAACUGCAUCUCCACAUACCCGGGAUGAACAUGACUUCAAAUAUAGAUGAAGCCAUGAGGGUUUCUGCAGAAGACACUGCCAAAACAGAGAAUGCAGAAUGGGAUAAAUUUGUCCCUAGCAUAACAAAACUUACUUCGAUGGAGUUACAGCAAGGAUGACUUUGGCUCAACACACUACAACUGCCAGAAUGCAUCACAUGCUUUUAGCUGUGGUGCAGACUACAACUGGACAAAGGGAUUCCUUCAAGAUAACUGCCUAUCCUCUUUCUUCUCAGUCUUACAGAAAC
This is a messenger RNA of Hirundo rustica (Barn swallow), 1763 nucleotides long. It is a transcript of the gene HCRTR2, whose product is annotated as hypocretin receptor 2. Bases 130 to 1635 code for a protein of 501 amino acids. Gene Ontology annotation, cellular component: membrane. Gene Ontology annotation, biological process: circadian sleep/wake cycle process; feeding behavior; G protein-coupled receptor signaling pathway. NCBI's taxonomy places the organism in Eukaryota, Metazoa, Chordata, Aves, Passeriformes, Hirundinidae. Gene Ontology annotation, molecular function: orexin receptor activity. The transcript is spliced from 8 exons. The record is from RefSeq and is a predicted model, not a curated record.